Molecule: messenger RNA, 2784 nt
Organism: Zonotrichia leucophrys gambelii
Lineage: Eukaryota; Metazoa; Chordata; Aves; Passeriformes; Passerellidae
Gene: NMRK1
Product: nicotinamide riboside kinase 1
Exons: 10
Coding region: 618-1241 (207 amino acids)
Cellular component (GO): cytoplasm
Molecular function (GO): ribosylnicotinamide kinase activity
Source: RefSeq, a predicted model, not a curated record
CCGCCCGCGCUCGGCCCGGGCCGCAGGAGCCGCCCAGGCGGCGCUGCCGGGGCCGGGCGGUCCUGGCGGCUGCGAGGGGGCUGCUCCCGGCGGGCCGGCUGGGGCGUCGUGGGCGCCUCGGACCGCCCCGGCUGGGAGGCGGGCGCGCCUCGCACAGCUCCGUGACGGGACGCAGGAGGCGGGCGGUCCGCCUGCGCGGAGCCCUGCUGGCGGAAGGAUGUGCUGCUAACACCCUCGCGGCGUGGUUGAAGUAAAGUGCGAACUGCGGAGGCGCUGAGGUGUUGGAACUGCAACUGGUGGAGGCGCGGCCGGGAAGCUCCGCCAGCCCCGCGGUGUGGGCCCGCAGCUGUGAGAGACGUUCCCGGUGCGGGUCCGGUGCGCCCGGGGGUGGCUCCCUGCGUGGGAGCAUUGCCGCGGGGAAAAUCAAGUGCUACCUAGGCUAAGUCAGCUACGAGGGCUUAAACUGCCCUUGCAGUAGUUUUAAUGCUUCCACAUUAAUCUGUGGUGGGGCAGAGGAAGAGGAUUUGUGUGGUCUGUGCUGUUAAUACCCUCAGAAAGGGAGUGGUGAAUCACACAGUGAUACCAGGAAAAAGGAAGAACUGAGGAGAAAACAAACUAUGAAAGUAUUGGUUAUUGGCCUUGGAGGUGUAACAAAUGGAGGGAAAACAACGCUAGCAGAAAAACUUAAGAAUAUGCUUCCCAACUGUGAUAUAAUCUCUCAAGAUGACUUCUUUAAGCCAGAGUCUGAAGUAGAAACAGAUGAACGUGGAUUUAAGCUAUAUGAUGUACUUGAUGCUCUCUAUAUGGAUGAAAUGGUGACAAGUAUUCGCAAUUGGAUGAAACGCCCAGCAAGCCCAGGUGUUGUGGCAGAAGAGCCAGAGAAUAUGUGUGACAAUCUGAAAAAUGUUCAUAUUUUGAUUGUUGAAGGCUUUCUCCUUUACAAUUAUGAGCCCCUUAAUGAGCUGUGGAAUAGAAGAUAUUUUUUGACUCUGCCUUAUGAAGAGUGUAAAAGGAGAAGGAGCACCAGAGUCUACCAGCCAGCAGAUACACCAGGGUACUUCGAUGGACACGUGUGGCCUAUGUAUUUGAAAUAUAAAAAUGAAUUGGAAGAGAAUGCAAGUAUGCAAGUUGAUUAUUUGGAUGGAACAAAAUCCCAAGAGGAGCUUUUAUCCUAUGUGUAUAGUGAUAUAAUACAGGAAUUAAACAAGCUGAGGGAAGAAAAUCAGCGGGUCACAUCAUGACAAUGUAGAAAGCCUGGAUUCCAUUUGACAUGAGUUGAAAACACCAAGACUGUCAUACAUGGCAAGCCAACCAACUGAGCAAAUGCUGUGUGUAUGACCAUAAUGCUGCUUCAUGUAACACAAGAGAUUUUGUAAGUAAUUAUUAACUCUCUCUCGGGUACGGAGACAGAGACUCCAUUUAGGAGUAUGAACGCUGUGUUCCUGAAAUUUCCUUUAAUCAGCCCUGCUUUGGCUGAGCUUUAAAUCUGAUUCAAUGUGUAUGUUUUAAAACAUGAAGAUUUUGUGCAUAAAACUAAACCACAAAGAUGCGCUUCUGUUGGAUUAAUAAGCAUAUCUGAACAUGGAUGAUUUGAUUGCAAUUUGAAAUGAUCAUAUAGGAUUGCCUCUAAUAUUCUUAGGAGCUUAUUAUCACUGAUAAGCAUGCUCAGAGAAACUAUCUGUGUAAGAUAUGAAAGUUUAUGUGAGUUGUUAUGCUGCUUAUUCAGUAACUGAAUACUUCACAACUAAGCUUAUUUAGACUUGCUAAAUACCUCUGGUGUUUGCACUGUAAUUUUUGUGUUGUGUAUUCUUUAGAGCAGUUGGGAAUAGAUGUUAAGAAAAUGAAAACAAACCUGAAGAGGACUCAGAUUGUUGGAAAAAGGUGGGAAAAUAAGAUGUAGAGAAUGAGAUGCAUCAUUAACAAGAUAUAAUACAUAUAUUGUGCAGAGAUUGACUAGGAUGGCACAGAUGACUAGAUAAUAAAACCAUGCUUCAGGGAGAAAGAAGGAAGAAAUAAUAGUUAUUAAUAUUUGUAGCUCACAUUGAAAGUGAAAUGAAACUGAAAUGUUGUGAAUGGAAUGUUCAGAACGCAAGAACGCCGGACAAAUGGGAAAGCUUUGUUGUAGAAUUUGUGUGUAUAUAUAUUUAUGCAAACUAGGAAAUUGGAUCAUAGUUUGUUGCUGAAUAAGUAAUAUCUUAACUCUUAUAUUUUCUAGACAAUUGCUUACAUUUUUAUGAGCCAGAAUAAAAAUAAAACUACAGACAUGGAAAGGAAAGGAUGGAUUUUAUUACUUGAUAUGUGACAGCUGAACUAGUCAGUGAUUGGAAUGUAGUACUUUAUAGUAAAAUUCCUAAAUCUAUGUAUUAGAAAAAGAUGUUAUCAGAUUACAGCUGUGUUUAGCUGUGUUUAAAACAAAGUGCUUCCAAAUAUAAUUUUGUAUUAUUAUUUUGCACUAAAAAUUCUUCAUUUGCAUUUGCUCAUAUGCUGUGACGGACUGUCUGACUUUAAACUGUAUUUUUUUUUUAUUUUCCUUUGGAAAGGGUACAAUUGCAAGAGAUUAGCUAAUGCAUGGAGUGGUUGUGGUGGGCUGACCUUGGCUAGCCACCAAAACUGCUCUAUUAUUUGCCCCUCUUCAACAGGAGAAGGGAAAAAAUGCAAUGGGUUUGCAUUUUUGUCGAAAGAAGGGGACUAGGACACCAGCUGGUUUAUCACAGGCCCCUCAGGUCCGGUCCGGUCCCUCAGGUCCUUCUGGUCCAGUUUAUUAAAUAAAGUAUCAAACACUUA